AGACUAUACCAGAGGUCGAGAUCACUCCACAAGGAGAAGGGGAGAAUUGGGCACGUAUAAGCUCCAAAUUUCCAUUAAUGGCUUUGCUGCAAAAAUGAUACUAGAAUCUUUGUAGCUGAAAACCCAAAUUUCAAACUGGGAAAAAUGAUGGUGGUGCAGGUGAGAAAUGGAGGCUGGCCUUUUGCAGCUCCUUCUCCGCUCCCAAAACCUAGGAGAUUUCAGCUACUGGCUCAAGCUUCUAUUCCUUCAACAACCCAAAGGAUAAUGGAGAAAUUGCCAAUGAGUGGGGAAGUUGGUGGUGCUGGCGGUGCAUAUUCAUACAAUGCUUUAAAAAGAUUGGAUAAUUUGUGGACUAGCAUUUGCUCUGCUUCAUCAGUUGUGCAAGAACCUCAGCAAGUAGUUUCCAGUGUUCCUGGUCGGUUUCGAGAAUCAGAGAUGUCUGAGAAGUGUGGUGAUGUGUUUGAUGUGGUGGUUUGUGGUGGUACAUUGGGGGUUUUCAUUGCUGCUGCUUUGAGCUCUAGAAGCCUUCGUGUUGGGAUUGUCGAGAAGGGUAUACUCAAAGGGAGAGAGCAAGAAUGGAAUAUAUCCAGAAAAGAGCUUUUGGAACUUGCUGAAGUCGGUGUUCUAACAGAAGACGACAUUGAUUGUGUUGUUGCAGCUAGUUUCAAUCCCAACAGAUGUGGAUUCGAAGGGAAAGGCGAGAUUUGGGUUGAUGACAUUCUCAAUCUUGGUAUUUCGCCUGCCAAGCUCAUAGAAAUCGCAAGAAAACGGUUUGAAUUCCUUGGUGGUGUCGUAUUGGAGGGUUGCAGUGUAUCGAACAUAUCAAUCUACGAGGAUGCAUCUGUGUUACAACUAUCGGAUGGAAGGAUUUUAUCUUCACGUCUCAUUAUUGAUGCAAUGGGAAAUUUUUCUCCUGUUGUUAGACAAAUUAGACGAGGAAGGAAGCCGGAUGGCGUCUGCCUAGUGGUUGGCUCUUGUUGCCGUGGUUUCAAAGAGAACACCAUGAGUGACGUCAUAUUCAGCAGUGCUUCAGCGAAGAGUGUUGGAAAGUCAGUAGCACAGUACUUCUGGGAGGCGUUUCCUGCUGGCUCGGGGCCUCUUGAUCGAACCACGUAUAUGUUCACCUACCUCAACCCAGAACCCGGAUCUCCCCUGCUGGAAGAACUGCUCGAAGAUUACUGGGAACUGAUGCCAAAGUAUCAAAAUGUAUCUCUUGACGAUCUAGAGGUCUUGAGGGUGAUAUACGGCAUUUUUCCUACUUAUUGUGACAGCCCGUUGCCAGCUGCUUUUGAUCGCGUUCUACAGUUUGGGGAUGCAAGCGGCAUACAGUCCCCCGUUUCGUUUGGAGGCUUCGGGAGCUUGACAAGGCACCUCGGAAGAUUAUCAGCAGGUAUACAUGAAGCAAUCAACAAUGAUCUUCUUGAUUCCAAGAGCUUAUCGUUGCUAAAUCCAUACAUGCCAAACUUGAGCUCGUCGUGGCUGUUUCAAAGAGCCAUGUCCGCGAAAAGGCACUCCAAUGUUUCGCCUACUUUCAUAAACGAGCUUCUUUAUGUCAAUUUCGCGUGCAUGGAGAAGCUAGGAGAUCCGGUGCUUAGACCGUUUCUUCAGGAUGUCAUACAAUUUGGCCCUCUUGUCAAGACAUUAGGCCUAGUGAUGCUAUCUCGACCUCAAAUCUUGCCAUCGAUUUUUGAGCAGGUUGGAAUACCAGUGCUUCUUGACUGGUUGGGACACUUUGUGAUGCUUGGAUCCUACACAUUCCUCUCUUCUUACGCCGACCCCUUGAUUAGGCCAUUGUUGAAGAGAUUUCCAGCAAGAAUGAGAUAUGAAUGGAAUCAGAAGCUUGAGGCUUGGAAGUAUGGAUCUGGUCUAGAUUAUGAAAAUUAACAAAAAAUGAUCACAUUUUAAACAUAUUUUUAGUAGUUUUUAGUGUAAUUUGGCGCUAAUGUCAAGAAAUGCUGUUCUUUCUGUUUGGAAAUUAUAUUGCAUUCUCAUCUUA
This is a messenger RNA of Salvia hispanica, 1996 nucleotides long. Its product is annotated as Lycopene beta/epsilon cyclase protein. NCBI's taxonomy places the organism in Eukaryota, Viridiplantae, Streptophyta, Magnoliopsida, Lamiales, Lamiaceae. The record is from RefSeq and is a predicted model, not a curated record.